Messenger RNA from Lepus europaeus (European hare), 1305 nucleotides. Its product is annotated as alpha-1,3-mannosyl-glycoprotein 4-beta-N-acetylglucosaminyltransferase-like protein MGAT4E. The record is from RefSeq and is a predicted model, not a curated record. The transcript is spliced from 4 exons. Gene Ontology annotation, biological process: protein N-linked glycosylation. NCBI's taxonomy places the organism in Eukaryota, Metazoa, Chordata, Mammalia, Lagomorpha, Leporidae. Gene Ontology annotation, molecular function: acetylglucosaminyltransferase activity. The coding region runs from base 1 to 1305 and encodes 434 amino acids.
AUGAGGGCAGCUGCUGGUGCCAACUAUAAGAACGAGUGCCAGCAGACAGCCCGCAAGUCUGAGGAGACCCGACCCUCCGGAGGAGGCGAUUAUGGCAGCAGCAAGAGCCAGAAACCGCUGGAAGACUGGGAGACGAUCUCCCUGAAAUACACAGAGAGGAUGCAGCGCAGAAGAAAGACAUGGCUGACGGUGGGGCUGACCGCAGCGUCGCAGCAGGACAGGAAGAGCCUCCUGUACACGCUCUUCUCCCUGUUCCGAUCGUCCUCCAAAGCCGAGCGCAAACGCCUCACGGUGCUUGUGCACCUGGCCGACUCCGACCUCGCCUGGCUCAGCGAAACCAUGGCCCACCUCUCCAGACUCUUCAGCCCGCAGAUCUUGGCGGGGCAGCUGUUGGUGAUCCACGCCCCGGCCGACACCUACCCCAUGGUGGACGAGCAGGACCAGGCCCGUGGCGGGAAAGUGUACUCCAAGCAGAACAUAGACCACGCCUUCCUCAUGAGCUUCGCCAGGAACCUCUCGGAUUACUUCCUGUUGCUGGAGGACAAUGUCUUCUGCGCGCCCAACUUCAUCACCCACAUUCAGUCCAAGGUGGCCGCCAUGAAGGCGCAUCCCUGGGCGCUGCUGGAGUUCUCCAACAUGGGCUUUCUGGGCAAGCUCUUCCACAGCAGGGACCUCCCCCUCAUGGCCCACUUCCUCCUGCUCUUCCACAAGGAGAAGCCCCUGGCCAGGAUGAUCCCCCACUUCCGCACCCUCCUCACCCAGGAGAGCCCGAUCCUCUGCCAGCCGUUCCUCUUCUACCACAGGAGGUCCUACCCGGUCUCUGAGGACAAGGGCAGACCAGGUCACAGGCAGAGCCCUGGCAGCCCUGACAACCCGCCCGCCUCCGUCUACACGAACAUGCACGUGUUCAACGUCCACUUCCCCUGGGAGGCCUACACUCUGGACGAGUCCUUCUUCUGGACCUACAACAUUAGCAUCGAGAACCACCUGACCGUGAUUUUGAACCAUCCUGCAAACCUGAGCAGGGUGCAGGUGCUGACGGGCUCCAUCGUGGACGGGGCGAAUGUCCUGGAGAAGGGGCAGGUGGAGCUGGGUUACAACCCCCAGGGGACACCUCAGCUCUGCACCACCUUCACCCUGCUGGGCCACCUCCUGGAGGGGCAGUUGGACCAGAGGAUAUUUAUGAAAAGUAUGGGGUACCACGUGAGCUGUGUGAGGCUGGUGGCAAAAAGCAACCAGGUGGGUGGUCUCAUGAUCAGGCAUAUCUACCUCUGGGAGGAGAAGCCCCAAAUGCAAAGACGCUGA